Molecule: messenger RNA, 429 nt
Organism: Prorocentrum cordatum
Lineage: Eukaryota; Dinophyceae; Prorocentrales; Prorocentraceae
Source: the annotation of a GenBank genome assembly
AUGCCGAUCUUCUUCGGCAUCAAGAUCACACUGACCAUGAGCAUCUUCGGGUUCAUCAUCCGCUUCAAGAAAGAUGUCGUCGCAGCAAUGCUGAAAAGGGACGGCUUCUGCGCGACGAGGACAACGCACGGCUUCCUUCGGACGGUUGGCUCUUACGACAUCGUGAAGAACAUGAAGGAGGUCGUGAAGUUCAUGUGUCAGUUGGGCUUCUUCGCCAUGGCCUGCAACGGCUUCCAACACGACUUCCAGUUGUACACCCAGGCCACGAAGGACAUGGACGGCUUCUUCAAGAGGAUGUGCUGUCUGGCAAUCAUCGUGGCAACAUCCUCCAACUACGUUGCUGCCAGGGCGUUGGUUUCCCAAGUGACCUACGAAAAUCCGGUCAAGUUGCUGGGAUUGCCAAAGGUGAGGUACAGCUCCCUUGGAUGA